Symbiodinium necroappetens is the source of this 4264-nucleotide messenger RNA. The record is from the annotation of a GenBank genome assembly. NCBI's taxonomy places the organism in Eukaryota, Dinophyceae, Suessiales, Symbiodiniaceae.
GUGAAUCCAAUCCAUAUUGUGAAGAACUCACCCGACGGCACGACGCUGCUAAUCAGGGUGUGCAUGGCCAUGCAGGAGUCAAGAGGUACCAUGGCCUUUGUCUUUGUGCCUGCAUGUUGCUUGGGAUGUACUACCAGUCGCCGGCUGCAGGUGCAAAUCGCCAGGCGACAUCCAUCGAUGAAGUUGGUUUUUCAGCAGCUGCGACACCCGAUCUUGCCAUUUCUCCCAUGCAGGUCUUGUUGAGUGUCCGGCAGCGUAUCGCUUCUGCGGCUCUGCGGUCAACCAGCGUUCCUUCAUGCACUGAGAAACAACGUCCACAGGUUUUGGACCGUGCGGCGACCCUGUGUUCCUUGGACUUGGACGAGGAAGCACCAUACAUAUCCCCCAACGAGACAGUGUCUUUGAAUCAGUCGGUCAUGGAAGAUGGGAGAGAUUCUCACUUUCCUGGCAAUGUGCCUGAGGGCCACAUCACAUUGAACCUAGAAAGAUCCGAGCAGGAGAUUGACAUCAUCAACGACGUGGUACACUACAAGAGUGCGUACUAUGGCACCAUCAUGGUCGGCAAUCCGCCGAAGCCUUUCACCGUCGUCUUCGACACAGGAAGCGGGCACUUGAUACUACCAAGCUCGUAUUGCCACACUGCCACCUGCAAAGUACAUCGGAGGUACAGGCGCAGCUCCUCAAGUACCGCACGAGACAUUGACUGGGAUGGCCGCGUGGUCAAAUCUGGCGAAGCUCGUGACCAGAUCACCGUGUCUUUCGGCACAGGUGAGGUGACUGGUGUGUUCAUGGAGGAUGACCUAUGCUUCGGGCAGCGCGGUCCGGGCAUCGAUAAGAGCAGCGCAAACGUGCCUGUUUCAGGACAAGGCGGCGAAAGCUGUGUCAGCAUGCGUUUCAUUGCAGCAACUGACAUGUCCGCAGAUCCUUUCAAGGAUUUUGUCUUCGACGGUGUCCUCGGUCUGGGGUUGGAAAGCCUGUCGCAGACAUCGGCUUUCAAUUUCCUGCAGGUUGCCUCUGGCCUGACAAGUGCUCGCGGGAGUGACUUCAGCAAAACCUUUGGCAUCUUCCUGGCGACUCACAACGAGGAGACUAGCCAAAUUACGAUGGGUGGCUGGGCUGAAGAGCACUUGCAAGAAGAGGUGAGCUGGAGUCCUGUGCUUGACCCGGAAUUGGGCCACUGGCUCCUGAAGAUCCAGGCGAUCUGGAUUGACGGUGAGAAGCUGCCUUUUUGCGAUGAGGGCUGCAAGGCCGUGGUGGACUCUGGCACGUCACUCCUUGCAGUUCCGACUCCAAUUUUUCCGGAGCUGUAUGAACGACUGAGGGCGCCGGCAUCUUUGUCGGGUGACUGCUCGUCGCAGAGUCCCAGUCUCAAGAUAGAGCUGAAUGGCUUCACGCUGACCUUGGACGGGGAGGAUUUCAGCCGGCUCGACCAAAAGGGAAGCGCGCGUGCACCAGCAUGGGGCCAGUCGCAGACACCUGCAGAGGGCGCGACGCGACGGGACAUGAUGUGCAAGCCGAUGCUGAUGGUGAUGGAUCUGCCAGAGCCCAUAGGGCCGAAGCUCUUCAUCCUCGGCGAGCCGGUGCUGAAGACCGCCUGCGGUGCAUUGCGGCGCUGCAUGCCGGCGCUUCCGGCUCCGCGCAGGAAGUUCUACACGGUCUACGACGCGGAGAAGAAGCGCCGCUGGCCCAAGUGUCCCCAUGGCUACAAAGUCACCCAGGAAGAGGAGCUCUCCUCCGAGGCUCCAUGUCGGAACUUGUCCGAGUGUCUGGCCCGGCAUGUGUCGCAGGAGGUCAGCUUCCACUUUGUCGACCUCAGCGAGUGCUUUCUUCGGAGCUUACUGAUUGCAGGCAGCUUCGGCGUCCAGCCUUCCGAAAGCUCAGAUGUCAUGGCAGAGACAGGCCUGCAAUCGGUGCUCCCGAUACCAGGGCAGCCGGAGAACAGCGGACGUCCUUUGCCUCAGCUGACCGAACGCCAAGAGCAUCAAAGCGUUAUGCGGGGCAGCGAUGAGGACCGAAAGGAUGACGACCACGUCCGAGAACAAGCCAAUUUUGCAAUGCAAGUUCAAGGGAAGGCGGAAGCAGAAGAGGAUGUGGAACGACAGCAGAAAGUCUACAUGGGCAUAGAGGUGGAUGCCAACCAGGGCGGUGAGCGUGGCAUGUGGGCAGCUUUUGAGGCAACCAUACCUGUGAUGUACUUUUUCUACAGCGGGUGGCUUCUUCGCAUCCUGGACGGUUUGUGGAAGUUGGUGAAAGGCGAUCCGUUCUUCGACGAAUACUUUGGUUUCGUUGGGAGGAGCAUGUUGACGCUCUUCCAAGCAACAACGACCGAAGGAUGGGCAGACAUAGCGAGACAGGUAAUGGACAAGCAGCCUUGGUUCUCUCUCUUUUUUAUCCUCUACCUGCAUGCAGCGGUAACGACUUUUGCCAUUCUAAACGUCAUGGUCGCUGUCAUUGUCGAGAGCACGCUGGACGAGGCGGAUCAGAGCAAGCUCAAGUCUGCCGAGAAACGGCUGGAAGAUCUCCGCCGUGCUUAUGACAAGAUCUACAAGGUCUUUCAGGACGGUGACUGCAACCAGGUGAUCGGCAGUGCGAAAGCAAAAGACAUCAUGGCAGUGCAUUGCGAGUUGCGCCGCUCAGAAAAAGAGGGUCGCCAGCAGAUAUCGGUCAUGGAACAGCGCAUCGGCCGGCAGUUGGACGUUGUGGAGACAGGCGUGCAGUCGCUCAGGCACGAUGACAUGAAGCAGCAGCUCACCCUGAACCUUGAAGCGGUGCAGCCCCGGGCUUCAGCGGAGGCUGGUUUUUACGACAGCCGCGAAUUUGGCGAAGUUCGAAAACUUGAGAUUCUGAGAUGCUCCGCAGGUGUGACUGUGGAAUGUGUGGUGGUUGCAGAACGUGGUGGAUCAGGAGUCGAUCAACUUGAGCUAUUGUUCACGGAGGCCAUGCUGCACAGCCGGAUGAUGUCAAGGCCACUUCGGGCACUGGGCUCGCUGGGACGUGGCCGCCGUGGCCUGUCGCAAGAGCCCAGCCUGGCAGCAGCGGCUGCCUACCAGCAGCCCCCAACAAAGGUGACGACGCUUCCGAGUGGCAUGAGAGUCGCAUCGCAAUACACGCCCGAUGAGACUGUCACAGUCGGCGUCUGGAUCGAUGCAGGCAGCCGCUUCGAGACCAAGGAGAACAAUGGCACUGCUCACUUUCUAGAGCACAUGGCCUUCAAAGGCACAAAGCGGAGAAACCGAAUUCAACUGGAGCAGGAGAUCGAAAACAUGGGGGGGCACCUGAAUGCGUACACCUCCCGAGAGCAGACGGUGUACUAUGCCAAGUGCUUCAAGACCGACCUGCGCAAUGGUGUGGACAUCCUCGCAGACAUCCUGCAGCAUUCCACGCUGGACCAGGCACAUUUGGAGUUCGAACGGGGCGUCAUCCUUCGAGAGAUGGAAGAAGUGGAGAAAACAACCGAGGAGGUCAUUUUUGACCGUCUGCAUCUCGCAGCCUUCCACGACAGCCCGCUGGGCUACACAAUCCUGGGACCUGUUGAGAACAUCCAGUCGAUAACCCGAGAGCAGCUGCGAACAUACGUUGAGUCGAACUACCUUGCAGAUCGAAUCGUCGUUGCAGCUGCUGGACCUGUAGACCAUGGCGAGCUUGUGCGCCACUCCGAAGAACUCUUCUGCCAUUUUCGACCAAGCAACGGCCAGCAGCGGAGAGAGGGAAAGGCAGCCUUCUAUGGCGCAGAGCUGCUCUACGGGUCAGCAGAGGAGAGCUUGGCUCAUUUUGCCAUUGGAUAUGAAGGAGUUCCUUGGACUCACCCGGACUCGCUGACAUUCAUGGUCCUACAGACCAUCAUCGGGAAUUACAAGCGGAAUGAAGGGCUCGUGCCUGCGAGACUUUCCAGCAAUCGGCUCACGAACAGCGUGGCCAACCACCUCGGUCCAGGUGCAGAAUCAUUUGCCGCUUUCAACACUUGCUACAAGGAUACAGGAAUCUUCGGUGUUUAUGGUGAGAGCGAUGAAGCAACGCUGGAUGGAUACUUGGAUGAGCUGCUCUUUGCGAUCAGCAACCUCGCAUUCUCGGUCACGGAGGAGGAGGUUGAGCGAGGGAAGAGGCAGCUGAAGACCACCCUUUUCGGCAGUUUAGAUUCCACGACUGCUAUCGCAGAGGACAUCGGCCGACAGCUUCUGGUGUAUGGUCGACGUGUUCCGCUAACCGAGCUCCUGUUGCGCCUAGAGGCCAUCAACACUCAAGAGGUGCAGCGUGUUGCCAGAGA